Molecule: messenger RNA, 1723 nt
Organism: Hemibagrus wyckioides
Lineage: Eukaryota; Metazoa; Chordata; Actinopteri; Siluriformes; Bagridae
Product: alpha-tectorin-like
Exons: 13
Coding region: 290-1504 (404 amino acids)
Biological process (GO): cell-matrix adhesion
Source: RefSeq, a predicted model, not a curated record
GCAAACGGGCAGAGUCCAGAGACCGAGUGUGACAGUGGAAGGCCCUAAGAAUUUUACAAGUCAGCAGCUACUAAAUAUUCAGCUGCAACAACCAUUUGAGUUCGCUGGACAAAUAUAUCCCAAAAUUCAAGUUAACAAUAUUUUUAUAAAAUUCAUAGCUAAUGGCUCAUAUCAUGGGGAUUAUAUUUCUCCGCUGGAGGCUCCUGUGGAAAGCACAAGUGGAAAUUUAACCUAUGAGCAGGACUCAAGCGGGCCUCUCAUAGACCAAGCUAACCAAGAAAUAAAGAGGAUGUUUCCUAAAGUUUCCUUUUCUGCUUCCUGGGUCUUUGUCUUAACUUGGAGAAAUGUAAUGCUGUAUAAGAACACAGGAGUUGCAUCAUGUCAACUCGUCUUGGCCUCAGAUGCUGGACGGCACUAUUUUGUCCUGAUGAACUAUGGGAACAUUCCUUUUUUUAACACUAGUAUAUUUUGGAGCGCCCGCUAUCACAUUGUGGACAAGGCUUUCACCAUUAGACUAAAUGAUUCCUCUGAACUGACUUCAACUAGUAAUGUCAAUAUCACUGGUCGCUGGGCUUUUCAUCUUACAGAUAAUACAACAGCAACACCAGACAUGACAACAACAGCAGCACCUCCAGCAUCCUGCCAGACCCUAAACUGUGCUUCAGAUGAAGUCUGUAGGCAGAUAAAUGGAGUUGAUGGCUGUGCCUGUGGUUACAAUACAACGAGCAGCCCGAAUAUUUAUGAUGCCAUUGAAACAUGCUCAGGUAGUACUGGAUCACUGUCUCUGUCUCGCUGUCAGCUCUUUGAAGCUGGAUAUUCUGCAGAUGUUCUCCACCUUAAUGACCCAAGUUGCAAAGGGGAGGUCCAAAAUAACAGGCUGGUCUUCAAAUAUGACAGUAAUGCCAGCCUGUGUGGUACAACUCUGGAGAAUAAUGGCACACAUGUCAUCUUCAAGAACAAUGUUGGGACAACUAAUAUGACAGGUUUGAUCAGUCACACUGGUGGGUUCAACAUUGCCAUUUCCUGUGUGUAUCCACUCAUCCAGAACAUCUCCAUGCCCACCCACAUUGAAGUCACAGGAAGUGAAAUUAGCAAAGAACUGUCUAUUCAAGGCACAUACCAAAUCCUCAUGAUACCAUAUACCGAUGCUACAUUCUUGGUUCCAUACUCUGGCAACGUUACCCUACAAGUGAACCAUCAGAUGUAUAUAGCAGUGCAAGUGGAUCAGUUUGACAGCACUCAGAUCGCUCUUGUGCUGGACAACUGCUGGGCCACACCAGUCAACCAGAUGGACUAUUCAAUCCGCUGGGACCUGAUUGUUAACAAGUGUCCGAAACCCAGUGACGGCUCGGUGUCCGUGUUGCAGAACGGUGUCUCCACAUCCAGCCGCUUCUCUUUCAGCAUGUUCACAUUUGCUAAUUUCUCCCCCAAGAUCUACCUGCACUGCCAGGUCCACCUCUGUUUGCAGAAGACAGGCAACUGUACACUGCCAUGCCUUCCAUAAAUUUUCAGAAGAUGCUGAUAUGUAGAUUUCUACUACUCAGUUGCAUUCAAGUUUGAAAAUGCUACCAUUUUAAUUUGUUAAUUCUGUUCUAUGUUUAUUCAUUAAUCACUGUUUUGAUUCAAUAAUGAUUAAAAAUAAUAUCAAAAUUCUUACUUUUUUUUAUCACAUCUUGUAAGUGAUUGUACUCCUCUGUACUGCCUUAAUCAGUCAAAAUAAAGC